Oikopleura dioica is the source of this 588-nucleotide messenger RNA. The record is from the annotation of a GenBank genome assembly. Lineage: Eukaryota; Metazoa; Chordata; Appendicularia; Copelata; Oikopleuridae.
AUGAGCCUAGAUUCUGACUGCAAAAGAGGGAGAUCUCGCAGAAGCAACUCACGCUCAGUAAAACGAAGUCCCUACCGACGUAGAUCUCGAUCCCGUAGUAGAUCUCAACGAUCUAUUUUCAUUUUUGGUAUCUUCAAUCUCGGCCGAGAUAUCUCACGGAAUGAACUUCGAAAGGUGUUUGAACGAUAUGGCCGUAUUUUGUCCUGUAACCUUGUUUACGAUCGAGAAUACAAAGAAUCGAGGGGUUUUGGAUUUGUGACCUUUGAGAACAUUGAUGACGCUAUUUAUGCGAAAAAGGAUGCAAAUGAAAUCUACAUCGGUUCUGGAGAAAGAAUCCGAAUUGACUACAGCGUAGAUUUGCUGGACACAAUCCACGAGGAUACAAUGAAAGAAGACAAUCUCGAUCGAGAAGCCGACAACGCUAUUCUAGCUCACGAAGUCGGAGACGGUAUUCACGAUCUAGAAGUCGCGGACGACGCUAUCGAUCCCGGAGUCAUGAGCGAUAUUCUCGUAGAAAUCGUUACUCUCGAUCGCGCAGUCGAGGCAGGAAAAAUGGUCGAAGUCAAUAUUCACGAGAUCGGUCAAUAG